Molecule: messenger RNA, 327 nt
Organism: Gekko japonicus
Lineage: Eukaryota; Metazoa; Chordata; Lepidosauria; Squamata; Gekkonidae
Product: chromosome unknown open reading frame, human C19orf12
Exons: 1
Coding region: 29-262 (77 amino acids)
Source: RefSeq, a predicted model, not a curated record
UGCCGUCGGAGGCUUGCUCGGUGCCUGGAUGACCUCUGGACAGUUCAAGCCCAUCCCUCAGAUUAUCAUGGAACUGCCUCCCAUCGAGCAGCAGCGGCUUUACGAUGAUGCCUACGCCAUCAUUGGCAAUUUAGACUGGACUGACAUGGCCCAGCUGACGGCCCUGGUUAUGGGGAAUGCAGCUGUGCAACAGAAAUUGCUAGGUGGGCUGAUGAGCUAUCUCACAAACGAGCUCCGGGCAGAGAUCCGGUAUGGAGACUAGAUUCUUCCAAGAUGUCCUGCGUGGACUUACUCUUUUUAUAUAGUGAAGAAACUUUUAACCUAUCA